This is a messenger RNA of Nymphaea colorata (pocket water lily), 2383 nucleotides long. Its product is annotated as cyclic nucleotide-gated ion channel 4. Gene Ontology annotation, biological process: transmembrane transport; monoatomic ion transport. The record is from RefSeq and is a predicted model, not a curated record. NCBI's taxonomy places the organism in Eukaryota, Viridiplantae, Streptophyta, Magnoliopsida, Nymphaeales, Nymphaeaceae. Gene Ontology annotation, molecular function: monoatomic ion channel activity. Gene Ontology annotation, cellular component: membrane.
ACACUCGCCUUUGGAUUUUAUCGGAAGCUCAAAAUGGAGGUGUUUUAAUCUUUUCAAGCACCCGAUCUGUAAGAUAUUAUCAGUUUCUGUGGUAUAUAUGCAAGAGAUUAAUGAGGUUGAUAUUCUUAUCGUCGAUAUUUAGCAUCAUCCAAAUUCUCUAUUAUUUCUAGGUGUGAGAUGUGUGUGUGUGUGUGUGUGAGAGAGAGAGAGAGAGCGAGAGAGAGAGAGAUUCUUACUGUUAUAAGUUGUAGAGGAGUUCUGUUAUUACAUAACCGGGCUUGGGGGAAGAGAGAGAGAGAGAGAGAAAGCGAGGGAGAUGGACAAAACUGAAGAAGGAGAAGAGGAAGAAGACAGCCAGACUAGUUCACAUGAUAAUGGAGAUCAAACAUCUGAUCAGAAGCAUAGCCAGGGGAUAGUUCUGGACCCCAGGAGCAGGCUGAUCCAGGAAUGGAACAGGGUCUUCCUUCUAAUCAGCGGCGUUGGCUCGGCGGUCGACCCUCUCUUCUUCUACACCCUGUCCGUGAGCAGCCGGUGCAACUGCGUCUACAUAGACGGGUGGCUUGCGCUGACAGUGACGGCGCUGAGGUGCAUGGCGGAUUUCGUGCACCUGUGGCACAUCUGGCUGCAACUAAGGUUGGCGUAUGUUCCCAAGCUCGCUGGUGGCGAUGGGCGGAGGGGGCGGCUGCAGAGUCACCCCCGUAAAGUCGCGCUGCAUUACCUCAAAUCCAAGAAAGGCUUCCUCUUGGAUGCAUUUGUCAUCCUCCCUCUGCCUCAUCUUGUGGUGUGGGUUGUGGCCCCAAUUCUGAUCGCCAAUGGGAAGACGACAUGGGUGAUGACCGUAUUUCUGGUGACCUUCCUCUUCCAGUACCUGCCGAAGCUCUACCAUGCCACUUCGCUCCUCCGGCGAAUGAAUGUCUUUGGGACCAUCUGGUGGGGCUUUGCGCUUAACAUGAUGGCAUACUUUGUUGCAGCUCAUGCUUCAGGCGCUUGUUGGUACCUGUUAGGGAUCCAGAGGGCUGCAAAGUGCUUGAAAGAGCAGUGCCUUGAAAUGGACGGCUGUGGAUUGAAGGUGUUGGGUUGUAAAGAGCCCAUAUACUAUGGCGUUGACGUGGUGAAGGGCGGCAUGAGAAUGGCAUGGGCAGCACACAGAGCCGCUGGUGACGUGUGCCUGGCGAGCAGUGAUAAAUUCAACUACGGAGCCUACAAAUGGGUGGUGCCCUUGGUCACUAGCACAAACCGUCUUGAAAAGGUUUUGUUCCCCAUCUUUUGGGGACUAAUGACAUUAAGCACGUUCGGAAACUUAGAGAGCACUACUGAAUGGUCAGAGGUGGUUUUCAACAUCAUAAUCUUGACCAGUGGUUUGGUAUUGGUGACCAUGCUGAUUGGCAACAUCAAGGUAUUCCUCCAUGCCACAACUUCGAAGAAGCAGAAAAUGCAGCUUAAGAUGAGGAACUUGGAGUGGUGGAUGAAGCGGAGGCAGCUGCCUCAGGGCUUCCGGCAGAGGGUCCGGCAGUACGAGCGCCAAAGAUGGGCGGCGAUGCGCGGGGUCGACGAAUCCAACAUGAUUAGGAACCUGCCUGAAGGCCUGCGCCGGGACAUCAAGUACAACCUAUGCCUCGACCUUGUUAGGCAGGUUCCUCUCUUCCAACACAUGGACGAUCUUGUUCUGGAACACAUCUGUGACCGGGUCAAAUCGAUUAUCAUCCCAAAGGGAGAACCAAUAACGAAGGAAGGAGAACCAGUGGAAAGAAUGUUGUUCGUGCUAAGAGGCCACCUGCAGAGUACCCAAGUGCUUAGGGAUGGCGUGAAGAGCUGCUGCAUGCUUGGGCCGGGGAAUUUCAGCGGGGACGAACUUCUGUCUUGGUGUCUGCGCCGCCCUUUCGUCGAACGUCUUCCGCCAUCUUCUUUUACGCUGGUGAGCCUAGAGACGACGGAGGCGUUCGGGCUAGAGGCCGCGGAUCUGAAGUACGUGACCCAGCACUUCCGCUACAACUUCAUGAAUGAGAAGGUGAGGAGGAGCACCAGGUACUACUCCCCUGGCUGGAGGACAUGGGCAGCUGUUGCCAUACAGCUCGCAUGGCGCCGGUACCGGCACCGACUGACGUUGACGUCGCUCUCGUUCAUCCGGCCGCGCAGGCCCUUGUCAAGAUCAUCUUCUCUAAAGGAGGACAGACUCAGGCUCUACACUGCUAUGCUGACAUCUCCAAAGCCUGAUCAGGAAGAUUUCAGUUUCUAGUUUGAAUUUGGAUCCGAUCUCCAAGUUUCCAGAUCCGUUUUUUGCCUUGAUCUAGAUCUCAUAAGGAUUCAAACCACUUCUCUAAUAUUGUUAGUUUUAUAAUCAUCUCAUACAUAUGAAGGUUCCAGCCUCCAUGUGUUGAAGUUC